This is a messenger RNA of Entamoeba dispar SAW760, 1410 nucleotides long. RefSeq lists its product as uncharacterized. Bases 1 to 1410 code for a protein of 469 amino acids. The transcript has 2 exons. NCBI's taxonomy places the organism in Eukaryota, Evosea, Mastigamoebida, Endamoebidae. Gene Ontology annotation, molecular function: nucleic acid binding. The record is from RefSeq and is a predicted model, not a curated record.
AUGAAUAAAGUCCAAACAACAUUUAAUAUAGAAGGAGUUAAUGUUGGUUUGAGAGAAAUGUUUAGAAGAGUGAUUUAUUCAAGGAAUUUUGAAGAAUUAGAAACAUUUAAUGAACAGAUUCAAUUAAUAAAACAAUAUUGUCCAGUAGCAAAGAAUGAAGAAAUAGCAAUUGUAAUGAAAUGUACAUUAAGAGAUGUAGAAAGAAUAAUUAAUCCAGAGAACAAAGAAAUUGAUAUUUCAAAUACAGAUACAAUUACAACGGAAGAUACCAUACCAUCACUCAAAACAAAUGAAGAAGCAAUUAAAGAUAUUCAACGAUUAUCGAAAGAAAUUAUUGGAAAAGGAAUUGCGUUUACAGAAAAUUCAAUACAGUGUUAUGUUGAAGAUUAUUGUGAAGGAGUGAAUUUAACAUUUAAUGAAUUAAAUUUAAAUCAAAGAAAAGUAAAAAUAUCAAAAAUAUUAAAUCAACCAAGUGAAAAUGAAAUUAAAGGAUUUUACCAUUUAUUAAAAGAAAAAGUAGAAGGAAUUUCACCACAUUUUAUAUUUAAUGUGGAUGAAUUUGGAUUUCAAUUAAAAACAUUUGAAGAUAACGUUUUUGUAAGAACAAACGACCGUCCAAAAAAAUUACAAAUUGAAAGAAAUAGUAAAAUGUCUCAGUUGCUGUGUUGUAUUUGUGGUGAUGGAAGUUCUUUUCCUCUUUAUUGUGUUGUUAAUAAUGAAAACCAAAAAAAAGAAAUAACAAAAAAUAUAUCAAAAAAAAUUAAUAUUGUUUUUAGUGAAGAAACUACUUGUGCAAUUAGUUUAUUUGUUUUUGAAGGUUGGUUAAAUACGUUUAUUAAAUUUAUUAAUAACCAACGUAAAAAAUAUCACUGUGAACAUCAAAUUGUUAUUUUAUUAAUUCCAGAAUACUAUAAAGAGUAUUUAAAAGGAUUUUCUUAUCUUUUAAAAGAAAAUGUUAUUCAAAUCAUUUUUAUUCCAAAAAAUAGUGAAAGAGAAGUUCAACCAUUAAAUGAAUUAUUUGAAUCAAUGAUUCAUAAAAUAAAUAAUUUUAAUAAAAUAGAUAAAUUAAAAAUAACAAAUGAAAGUAAAGAACUUAUUAAAUUAAUAAAUAAUUGGAAAAUAGAAUCUGUUGAAGGAAAUGUUAUUGAUGCUUUUAAAAAUAAAGGGUUAUUAUUUACUAUUAUUGGAGAAAAGUCAAUGUGUUGUAUUGAGUCUACUUAUUUAACUGAAGAGUCUCAUUUAUUAAAUGACUUUCAAAAACCAAGAAAAAGUAGUGAAUUAAAAUCAAAAAAAUCUUCUCAAACUUUAGACUCUUUAUGGUUAGAUGGUGAUUCUUCUUUAAAUGAAAUAAGUAUAUCUAUAAUUCCAAAAAUAUCUGAACCUUAUAAAAGACCUUUUGAUAAUAAUUAA